Caenorhabditis remanei is the source of this 3306-nucleotide messenger RNA. RefSeq lists its product as uncharacterized. Lineage: Eukaryota; Metazoa; Nematoda; Chromadorea; Rhabditida; Rhabditidae. Gene Ontology annotation, molecular function: cytoskeletal protein binding; protein tyrosine phosphatase activity. Gene Ontology annotation, biological process: protein dephosphorylation. The transcript has 19 exons. The record is from RefSeq and is a predicted model, not a curated record. The coding region runs from base 1 to 3306 and encodes 1101 amino acids. Gene Ontology annotation, cellular component: cytoskeleton.
AUGCGUCUCGGCUCGAACAGUUACGAUGUACAGCGGACCGAAGCUAUCGGUCAGGCGCCAAUGAAGACUCCGCCCCCUAAUCAGAUCAGAUGUACUGUCACAUUUCUGGACAAUACAUCGUAUCAUUUUGAAAUAGAAAAGAACUCACUUGGAAUAGUACUUUUGGAGAAAGUUUUCAACUACUUGGAAAUAAUUGAAAAGGAUUAUUUUGGAUUGGUUUUUAUAGCUGUAGAUAAUUCAAGCACACAGCAAAAGAAAUGGCUGGAUCCAUCAAAAAAUCUCCGAAAACAAAUGAUAUGUCCACCGUAUCAUCUGUUCUUCCGAGUGAAAUUCUAUGUUCGAGAUCCGAAUCGUCUGAGAGACGAGUUCACUCGGUUUCAAUUCUAUCAACAAGUUCGCCAGAAUCUAGAAGAAGGGCGGUUACCGUGUAAUGAAGGAUCCCUAGCUCUUUUGGCAAGUUAUGUUGUACAAGCGGAAGUUGGAGAUUUCGAGGAUAAAACUCACGGAAUGGCGAGGACAUGUCUCUGUUACAAAAUUCAAUUUGCCACACUUCCUGAUGAUUUUUCUGAUAGAGUAGCUGAACUUCAUCAACUUCAUAUAGGUCAAACUCCUGACAUCGCCGAACAAAAUUUUCUGGAUCAUGCUCGACGGUUGGAAAUGUAUGGAAUGGAUGUUUAUGAUGGGCGAGAUGCGAACCUUCUUCCAAUUGAACUAGGUGUUGGAGCAGUUGGAAUUAAAGUAUUUCACGAGGGAAUAAAAAUGAACGAGUAUGCAUGGGCUCGAAUACGAAAACUCAGUUUCAAGAAGAAACAAUUCCAAGUUUUAGUAUCCAAUGAAGAUGGAAUUAGCGAAACAAUAAUGAUAUUCAAUAUCAUGUCAGCGAAAAUAUGCAAACUUUUAUGGAAAUGUUGUAUAGAACAGCACACAUUCUUUCGAUUGAAAACUCCUCCAAAGACUCCGCAGAGAAAAGUUUUCAAUUUUGGAUCAAAAUUUCGAUCUCUCUCAAAAUCUUCAUUCCUUCGUUCCACAUUUUCUGGUAACACUCAAUCGAUUGACUCAUCUCGUUACACAAACACAACGACUACAGAGUCUCCAGAACUUCCAUCAAGUGGUCAACUGUUGGCACGUCGUCUUUUGAGUGCCGCCCGUCACGACACCGACUCAUCAGAUGCACUUGGAUAUGCUUCGGACGGCGCCGUUGUCUGUGCUCCACUCACUACACCCCUCUCACCAAGACGCACUCGAGACUACGCCACAGAUAGCCGACCUCAUGUCCAGAAACGAAACAAAAAAGGAGUAGAUUUCGAGAGAAAAUUCCGAAUGGAAGUGCCGUCAUUCGUUGGCAAAGCAUGCCUUAAACUUAAAGGAUUAUGUGUGAAUGUAUGGGCGGCCACUCUGUCCACGUGUCAAGAAAGAGAGGAGUUUGAUGAGAAAGUGCCGCCGAGAGCAUUUCGUCGAAAUAUUCUGAAAAUGCUAAAAUUUGCCGUCGGCCCAUGGGUGGCCGAUAAAUACGGCACGACUAGUGUCGUUCGAUCACCCAGGAAUAUGCCACCUCAGCCAAGAAGAAUACGCGAAUCAUCAGCUCCUUCUCUCCGUCAGCAACGUCUCAGCAAAGAGGCGAUCUACUACGGAACACAAGAGAGUUGUGACGAAAAGAGUUGGACACCGAGCAUGGCAUGUACCUCAACAUCACCAGGCAUUCAUGCGACUGCCUCAGUUCGACCAGCGACUUCUGGAACUCCGAAUGGAGCAUCACGAAAAGCGACUAGUGGAUAUUCAGCAUAUGGAUAUGCAAAUUCGACACAAACACAGCAACCGACGAGUACAACGAAUACGAAUUAUUCACCAUAUUUGAACGGAACGAUAUCCCGAUCAUCUGGUGUAGCAGUGGCAAAAGCAGCUCGAGGAGGUCUUCCACCAACAAAUCAAUCAUAUAAUACUUCAAGUCCUCGAAAUUCAGUAGCCAGUUAUUCUUCGUUUGCAUCUGCUGGAAUUGGUGGAAGUCCUCCAAGAUCAAGGAGAUCACCGCAGAGUAAUAAAUCAAGCAGUCCAGUAGGAGAAGAUCAAAUUGUUACGAUAAAAAUGAGGCCAGAUAGACAUGGAAGAUUUGGAUUUAAUGUGAAAGGAGGAGCCGAUCAAAACUAUCCAGUAAUUGUAUCAAGAGUGGCACCGAAUAGUUCAGCAGAUAAAUGUCAGCCGAGAUUAAAUGAAGGAGAUCAAGUAUUGUUUAUUGAUGGAAGAGAUGUUUCUACAAUGUCUCAUGAUCAUGUUGUUCAAUUUAUUCGAUCAGCAAGAUCAGGAACCAAUGGAGGAGAGCUUCAUCUCACGAUUCGACCGAACGUUUACCGGUUAGGAGAAGAAAUCGACGAACCAGACAGUCAAAUGGUUCCGGAGCCAGCAAGAGUAGCGGAUUCAGUUCCAAGAUCUGAUAAACUUUCGCAGUCUCUUCAACUUCUUACUGAUGCAUUGACGACUGGAAAAGUAGUAGAUCAAUUCGAGAUGUUGUAUCGGAAGAAGCCCGGAUUGAGUAUGAAUAUUUGUAGGCUGAACACAAAUGUGGCCAAAAAUAGAUAUCGAGAUGUAUGUCCUUAUGAUGAUACUCGAGUAGUUCUUCAAACAUCUGGAAGUGGGGAUUAUAUCAAUGCGAAUUUUGUAAAUAUGGAAAUUCCAGCAUCUGGAAUAAUCAAUCGAUACAUUGCUUGUCAAGGACCUCUUGCUCAUACAUCUGGUGAUUUCUGGUUAAUGGUUUGGGAGCAAUUGUGUACGACAAUUGUGAUGUUGACUACAAUUACUGAAAGGGGGCGUGUCAAAUGUCAUCAAUAUUGGCCGAGGCUAUACGAAACACAAGAAUACGGUCGACUGAUGAUCCGAUGUAUUAAGGAUAAACAGACGACGAAUUGCUGUUAUCGAGAGUUUAGUGUUCGAGAUAGAACUACAAACGAAGAGAGAAGAGUGACUCAAAUGCAAUACAUCGCAUGGCCAGAUCAUGGAGUUCCAGACGAUACGAAGCAUUUCAUUCAAUUUGUUGACGAAGUCCGAAAAGCGAGACAAGGAUCUGUAGAUCCUAUUGUCGUUCAUUGUUCAGCGGGAAUCGGACGAACUGGAGUAUUGAUUCUGAUGGAAACAGCAGCAUGUCUUGUUGAAUCAAAUGAACCAGUUUAUCCAUUAGAUAUUGUAAGGACGAUGAGAGAUCAAAGGGCAAUGCUCAUUCAGACACCUGGCCAAUACACAUUUGUCUGUGAUUCAAUUCUUCGUGCUUACAAUGAGGGAACAAUCAAACCGUUAGCAGAAUAUCAGAAACGAUAA